AUGUUAUCAGUUAUCUUAGUUUAUCUACUUUUUAGCUUAAUACAGAGAAGUAUCUCUUAUAAUCUGAGUCCAUAGGAUGAAAAAAACAUUCCUGUUUUUUAACCAGUCCCAUCUUUAACAAUAGAUACUUCUUUGUUAUGUAAAGAUGGAUAAUCAUAUCAGAUUUAACCAUUUACCCAAUCAUCUAAAAAAUAUGUAGCACUUAGCAUGGCAAAAUGCGGAGUAUAUAUCUUUGAUACUACAAAUUUAAAUAACCCUUAAAUCGUUUUUAAUGACACUCUCGCACUUAAUGGAACAACAUAGGGAAUAACUUACAGCGAUACUACUAAUUUUCUAUGGAUUGGACAUUCGACAGGUUUAUUUUUUGGCAUUGAUACUAAAAUUUGGCCUUUUUCUAUCACAAUAAAAGGAGUAUCUAAAGGUAAUUUAUCAAUAAAUUAGAUAGUACUAUGGCCUCUGGAUAAUAAUGUCCUCUUUUUAAUGUGCUAUACCUAAUUUUAAAUAUUUGAUUUUAGAUAGCCAAGUUAAGGGUUUAUCCAUCUAUAAUCAGUUAUUGUUAAUGGAAUUAAUACCUUAUAAAUUGAGUUUAUUAGAUAAUACUCUUUUGCUUUAGUUACUACAUCAAAUGUAGGAGUUUAGUUUUUUAAAGUUAACAACGGUUAAAAUAUAAGCAGUAUUUCUUUUACUUAUUCCUGUUUUCUAAAGCCUCUCUUUUUUGACGUUGUCAAUUUCUAACUACUUGAUGAGAACACGAUCGCUAUUAUGAUGCAAUAUAGAGGUGCAUAUAUUUUCAAUAUUCAAAAUUUUCUAGAUAGCGGAGGCUAGACUUGUACUUCUACAAUAUUUUAGUAGAUUGAUUUAACUGAAUUUGAAGGAUUAGGUGGUUAAAUGUAUCUUUCUUAAAAUAGAAGAUAUCUCUAUACAUAAUUUAGAUCGUUGGGAGUUUAAGUAUAUGAUGUUCAGAAUAAGACAUUCUAAAUUGUCCAAAGAAUAUUUGUUGAUUCUAGCUCUAAUGAUAUAAAGUUAAGCAGCUCAGAAGAUCUCCUUUAUUAUACAAACUCAUUAACACUGUAAAUUUUUGAAAGGACUACCCCAAAUUUCAACAGAGAUGUUCCAAAUUUAAUGUUGAAUUAGUAUUAACUUAGUUCUUAUAACUUCUACAAAGAAAACCGUAAACAUGGCAGUCUAGAUUACUCUUGCAUUUUCAAUUAGAAUAAGCAAGAACUUUAUAUAGCGAGAGCUGAUUAUGGAUCUGCUGCGUUUAAAUAUUCUGGACAAGGAAUUUUAGAGAGUUUAUCGUUUGUCUAUAGACAAUCAAGUUCGUCAUUUCCAAAUAGUAAAAUUAGUUUUCUCAAAGAUAAUAGCACAGCUUAUCUAACUCGCAUAGGAGCAGGAUUAUCAAUUAUUGAUUUUAGUAAUUCUAGUUCUCCAGUAAUAUUAAAAGAAAAUGUUACUUUAAGUUCUCCUUUUGUUGCAUAUAUCUAUGUUGAUUUCUUCAAAGAUUUUUAAUUUGGAAUUGUUGUUAAUUAUAUAAACGGAUAUAUAAUUUCUAUUAAAGACCCUCUCAAUCCUUUUAUUGUCAGCGUCAUAGAUACAUAUAAGUACACAUAAGGAGAUACUAGCUUUAAUGCAGCCUUUAUAGGUAAAGAUGAAAACAAAAUAUUCAUGAGGCUAGACACUUAUGGAAUUCUAGUAGGAAAUAUUACUGAUCUGUUAAAUCCUUAAAUAGUUUCUUCAUAUUUUUCUUAUGGAACUGCAGAUUUUAAAUUAACUUAAGACUAGUAGUAUGGAAUUUUAGCUGCCACUUUCAAAGGUAUUAUAAUAUUGUAAAAUCAGCCUAAUUAUACUCUAACAGAAUUAUCGCAAUUGAAGAUAGUGGGUUCUCUUCAUCAUAUAAUUUUGAUUUCAAACGACUAGUAUAUUUUAGCUACAACUUAUGAGUAUCCUUCAAUAAUUUUAAUAAGCAUAGUUGAUAUUCUGAAACCUACAAUUGUAUAAAUUAUUGGAGAUUCAGGUGUAUUCGGUUACUAUAGCUUGUGUCUAACGAGUGAUAAUACAUAGGUAUUUAUAACAGGCUAGUAUUUCUUAUAUCUUCUUUAAAUUUAAAAUUAAAUAAUCUUGCAUACUUAAAUUUAUUUAGUAUAAAGCUUAUCUAAUUCUAAUGAAUUUAAGAGAUAAGUCUUACCAAAAGGAUAACCUUUAUAAGUUGGAUAAAAAAUUGAGAUGCAUUUGGUUCCCAUUUAUUAGAGUUAAAGUAUAAGAGUAAAUAGCGCUCAGUAUUAUUUUUAAAACAUUCUUCAAGCUUUACCCUCGUGGAUAAUAUUUUAGCCAGGUACUUAAAUAUUAAGUUUGAGCAUUAGUAAAGAUUCCCUUUAAAAAGAUAGUGAAGGAUAAUAUAUUGACACUAUUUAGUAAGUAGUUUUCUUAACUUACCAGUAGGUAGUAGACUCAGCAUUUGUAAAUAAUUACUUAUAAAUCAACGAUGAAGACUCUCUUUCCAUAAAGGAAGCCUGCAUAAUUAAUGGAAUUAUGGAUUAAAGUGGAUUCGUUUAACCUUCCUAUACUCCAUCUUAAGAAUUAAAUCUUGGAAUAAAUGAAUAAGUUUAUCUAGCAAAAUGGUAAGAUUCGAAUUUAAGUCUUGUUAAGUAAUUUAUAUAGUAUGUUAUAAACUAAAAUAUUAUAAAUUAUACUAUCAGCUUUUAUAUUACUUAAUCCAUUCAAGUUGAUUUAAAAAAUAAGAAUUAAAUAAUAUUUUCUAUUUAAAAUGACAUUACAGUUUAAUUACAAAUUGUUGAAAGAAUUGAUGGGGGAUAUACUCUACCUACAAACAAGAUUAAAUUUGUCAAUAAAAGCUAUCCAAGUGUACUUAUUCUAAUCUCUUCUGCCUAAGAUUAGCUUAAACUCGAGGGUAGCCUUAAUAAUAUAAAUAGCAUCUUAUAAAACGGUGUGAAGUAUUCAAUUAGCAACAAUAUUUCAUCUGAAGAUAUAUUAAUUUAAAUGACAGUUUCUGAUGGAGUUAACUAUGAUUAUAUCAAUACCUUUUCUUAUAAAGACCUGAUUUUUUUAUCUUUAUAAACUCCUGUUACUCUUUCAAAAGACAUUAAUUUAUAAAGCGACUUUAACUCUAAAUAUGAUAGUGGAAAAAUUUACAUUUAUGACAGUUUUUAGUAUCAAAUAAGUAGUUCAGUCUUUACAUGUAAUGAUUCACCUAUUUUACAGUACUCAGUUUAGAUAAAAUAACAAAACAAAUUUGUUGAUAUUCCUAAAGGUUAUUGGAUUUAAUUCUCUCCUACAGAAAGAGUGUUAACUGGUAAUCCCCCGGUUUCUUAUUUCAACAAUUUUGUUGUGAUCUAAGUUAAUGCUACAGAUGGUUACACUUAUAGCGUUGAUCAAUUUACCAUAAAUCCAUGCAUGAUACCUUUCAGUUUAGCUAUUCAGUUAGCUAUUUAAAUUCUUGGACCUAUAUUUGGUAUACUCGGAUUGUAUAAGUAUAAGCAUUUGAUCUAUAAUAUAUAUUUUAAAUAAUAAUAUAUCUACUCUAAAGAUGUUGCCUAUGUAGGAGAAAUAUAUUAAAAAUAAAUAACAAUAACUAAUGAUGUUAGAGGUUUAGCAAAGAAAUUAUGGAUAUUUUUCUAAAAAACAAUAGGAGAGAAAGAGAUUUUGAGUUAAUUAUCUAUGUAUUUAAUGAAGGAAAAUUAGACAACAAGCUACAAAUACUUUAAUCCUAAAAAUACAGAAUAGGAUUUAAAAAAUAUAGAAGAAGAAGACUAUAUUAGUUUUGAAGAAGAGGUUAUUAAUAAAAUGUACCCUUUUGGAGUAAAUAAAGAUGAAAUAGCAAUAGUUGAUAGAAAAUCUAAAAAUAUUAUGAUGUAAAGUUCUUAAAAGUUUAAUCCAACUUUAAAAAGAGGAUUAUCAGUAAGCAAGGCUAUUAACUAAAAUGAAAAUAGCCAAAAAUUAGAAAGUUCUCACCCAAAUAUGUAAACAAAUACAAUAAAUUUUCAAAAAAAUAAUUAGAUUGAAUAAAAUCAAAAUCAUUUUAGGACAACGAAAUAUGAAAUAAAAUAGAAAAGUAAAUUAGUUAAUUAAAAUGUAAACUCUAAAUCUGUUGCUGAUUGCAUAAGAUGUGAGCUAUUAGAAAUGUCAAGCUUGCACAUUAAAAUGGAGUAAAGCAACAUAAAUGAUCAUGCACAAAAUGAAAUUAAUCUAUUCGAAAAUGGGGAAAUCAACUUUUUAUCAAUUUUAUAAUUCAUAAAAUAAAAAUAAGAAAAUCUUAAUGAAAAAAAUAGAAUUCUCAAUAAAAAGUAGUUAGAAUCUCUUUUAAUAAGAAAUUCUUUAUUAUCAUAAGCUGUUUGCUGCUAUUUUGUAGACUACUUAAUAGAAAAAGAUAAAAUUACUAAAAAAAUUUUUGAAUGUAUGCAGAGUAAAGCUUGUUAGUAUUAUUUAGAAAUAGAUUGGUAUAAAGCAUAUGUUGACAUAAAACCUUCUUUUGAUAACUUAAAUUCCUAUCCUGAAAUGAAUAUUAAUGAAAAGACAUAUUCUGCUUCUCUUAGAGAAAUUUUUAGCUCUAUUUCAAAAUAUUAUUAUGAUCCAAAUACUAAAAAUCCUAAGGAAAUAAAAUUUUUUUAAGAUUUACUGAAAGAAGCUAUUAAAUCAAGAGCCAUAGGGUUCUCUAGCAAAUCUACUAAAUUCUUAUAAGUGACUUAAGGAGAGAGCUUACAUACAUAUAGCCAUCUAAUAUAGUCAGUUUAGACAUUCGAAUAAAGCUCUUAUACCUUAUGUUGCUAUACUUUGCGUAAGCUUCUAGACAUCCAUUAUUUAGAAAAAGGAUUAGCAGAUAAUGAUAAACUGCCUUCAUGGAUUCAUUCUAUAGAUUUAAUUAAUGGAGUUAUAUUAAUUAGUGGAAUUCCAGAAAAAAAAGAUAUUGGAAGCAUAUUAAUUAAAGUUAUAGAUUCUUCUAAGUUCAUAGUUAAAAGCUUUGAAAUCCAGGUUCUUUAAAAAUAAACAGAAAAUAAUUAUGAAAAAAUUAUUUAAACACAUGGUUAAAAUCAUGCUUAGUUUUCAAAUAUUUAAAAUAAUUCAGAUUAAUCAUAAUUUAAUUAGUAAAAAAUAUUUUAAAAAAUGAGAUAAAAGAAAGCUUCUACCUUUGCUAAAAAUGCAAAUGCUCAUUUUGAAGUAUCAUUAACCUCAUCAUAUUAAAUAAAUGAUACUAAUCAAUUCAGUGGAAUAAGUUUUCCUUGCUCUCCAAUAAAUCAAAAUAAAUAUGCAGAAUUAGACGAAUAACUCUUAUAAUUGGAUGUAUAAGAGAUCGAAUUAAAAUCUAUGAACAGUGCAUAACAAAAUAUAGAAUAAAGAAAACCAUAGUUAGUUAAAUCUUUAAAAUAAUCUGAUUUUACAAUAAAUACCAAUCAACAAGCAAAUACGGAAUUUGUUGAAAAUUCUAUUUUGAUGCUAAAUACAAUGAGUUUUUAAACUUAAGAGAAAGAUAAUCAAAGGAUAAAUAAUAUUUAAAAAAUUAAAAAAUAGUUUUAAGAUAUUUGUUGA
Tetrahymena thermophila SB210 is the source of this 5541-nucleotide messenger RNA. RefSeq lists its product as hypothetical. The transcript has 2 exons. The record is from RefSeq and is a predicted model, not a curated record. NCBI's taxonomy places the organism in Eukaryota, Ciliophora, Oligohymenophorea, Hymenostomatida, Tetrahymenidae. Gene Ontology annotation, cellular component: membrane. Gene Ontology annotation, molecular function: calcium ion binding.